Molecule: messenger RNA, 2531 nt
Organism: Saccostrea cuccullata (small rock oyster)
Lineage: Eukaryota; Metazoa; Mollusca; Bivalvia; Ostreida; Ostreidae
Exons: 6
Coding region: 192-2486 (764 amino acids)
Source: RefSeq, a predicted model, not a curated record
GGCUACCACCCGGGAUCGGGUCGGCAAUUCUCAUUCAAGUCGUAGGAAAACUUGCUUUACAGCGCGUCACUGAAGACAGAAUAAGUGAAUAUUUUACCGACUUUUUACACAAGAAAAAACAUGAAAUAUUUCACUUAUACAUCACAAAGCACUGCUGUUGCUGCCGAAUAUCAUCCUCACCACAACGAAAGAUGUUCAUGUCAAGAGGACAAUGGCGACAGCUUUAUAGGAUUGUUCCUAAAAAAUGUGCAUUCCAAGGUCCAUGUUCCUGCAAAUACGAACCCGUGAAAGAUGUCAAUAUAAAGUCCUUAGACAUUCAAACAUUAUUCGUAUUAUUACUAAAUAUCUGUGAUCUCAAUGAUGAAGAAAAAAGAAACAUUUCCGAAUUGCAAAAAUGUUUUCUCACAUUACCUUCUUUGUUUGACGCGGAACAGAGUGAAGAGGAUAAGGAUGAAGAUGACUAUGAAGACAGUUUCUUCGCUUUGGUCGAACAAAUUCUUCUUGAUAUUCCAAUAGAAAAUGGAUCAUGCGAAUUGAAAGAAAACAUUGAGUUUAUAAAACAGAGAUCAAGAGAAUAUUUUCGGAAAUUUUUACCUGUCGUAAGGUUAUAUUCAGACAAAGAGAGAAGAACAGCAGAGCGGAUAAAUAAUUUAAUCAAUAUGACUCAGGAAAAAUUAAAGAGUUGUGGAACAGAAAGUGUAGAAUGUUUGGAAGCUAACAAAGGAGAUGAUGUAAGAAAUGAGGUUACUCUGAAAUCAGAUAUUUCAGAUAAUGCCACUGAUGCUCCACAUCACAGAUACUACGUGACGGAAAGUUUUCCUCAUUUCCAUUAUGUGUAUAAUUUGGUGAGGGAUUGCGAAUUUCGUCUGCGGAAAAUUUUUGAUAAAUUUGAUCAAAUGAUGACACCGGCAAACGAGCUUGUAAUAAGAAUAAGUUUUGCUGGAGAUGUCUCCAAAGAAGAUUUAAGAAUGAUAUCCAAAAAGAGAAGUUCAAAGAAACAGCAUGGCAAACUUUGGGUUGCAGUACCUCUAAUUUGCUUUGAACAGUCGAAAAUUGAGGAGCUCAAGGAUGAUGAAGCAUGCCAUAAGUUUUUAAUAAAAGUUAAGCUAGGUAAUGAUGAUACUGGAAUUCUGCCUCCUUCGAUAGUCGUGGUAGAUCGAAACCGAGAAAAAAUUCAGGAGGCAUUAUCAUCGUGCUUAGAGGAUCCCCUAAUCCGUACGCUGGAGAAGUGGACGAGAGCAGUUGAGAGUGUGUCAUCAAAGGCUGCUUCUAAACUUACUUUUGAGAUGAAAUCAGUGUUGAAACACAUCCUUUCACUUACUCCACAAACAACCCUUUCCAAAAAGUCAAAAUGUGUUACGGUUGUUCCACCCACCAUCAAAGAAUAUCUUUACGGUCGAACAGGAGUGAAUUCAUUUGGAUUAUGGAGAAAUGGAGCUUUUAAAGUAUUUGUUGCCCGUGGCACGGAUAGAGACGAGCUUAUUGAUGAACUGAAAGAAAGGGAACCCGAGUUUUUUGAGAAAUAUAAACUAGAAAUAGAAGCAAAGAAAUUCGUGCAGAAAAAAACAUUGAAACAGGGCGACGCUAUACUGCGAAAGGAUGGCGAUAAAGUCUUCUCCGCAACCCUAGGUGGCUUGGUUCAAGAAGAAAACAAUGAUGAUAAUCUAUAUGGUCUUACAUGUAACCACAUAUAUACCGAGAAAAAUCAACCGUCGUAUGCAAAUGUAAGUGAUGAAGAGUCAGAAAUUGGGAAAUGUGUAUAUACAACUAGAGACAAAUCUUGCGAUUUUGCCGUGGUAAAAAUUGAAGGAAAUUCACGAAAAGAAUGUGACAUAUCCUUUAGAAGAGACGAUGGAAAGAGAUCUAAUGCUCUCGUUUACACUGAUAACGAUCUAGGAGAUAUUGGUGUGGUGUACAAAAGGGGUGCAGAAACAAAUCUGACGAAAGGAAAUAUUGUCAGCUGGGAACAUUGUGCAGUGGUUGAUGACGAAAAUAACGAUAAUAUUUUUCUUAUUGAAGGUGUAGACACUGCGUUUUCUGAACCGGGUGAUAGUGGAUCUGUUGUGUUUUCCAGAAGUCAUACAGUGCAACAGAACAGUGUUGAUGUUUUGGGAAUGGUUUACGCCAGCAAUUUUGAACUGAGGGAAGAUGGGGCAGAAACGAUCCGGAAGGAUGAAACUGAUACGCUAUUUGCACAUUCCGAUGAAAAAGGUUUAGAAUUAACGGAGCCAGAAGUAAAACCCGGAAAGUCAAAAACCGUUGAAUCAGAUCACAGUUAUGAGAAAAACCCUGCAAAUAUUGACAACGAAGCAUCAAACACAACAAAAGACCCUGAAUUCUUCACCUGUUGUUUUCGAAUGGACACUGCUUUUGGACUUCUUGAAGAAGAAGAAAACAUUUCUGUCAAAUUUGAAGACGUCAGUUCGUCUGACUCAUCCUCUCAUUCUCCAGACUCUGAAGAUAGCGAUGGAAAACAAGAAAAAUAAGAGUCCUGGAUCUCAGUUUCUUAUCUCUCUCACUUUUCAUGUAAA